This is a messenger RNA of Ceratitis capitata (Mediterranean fruit fly), 2221 nucleotides long. RefSeq names its product serpin B13. The record is from RefSeq and is a predicted model, not a curated record. The transcript is spliced from 4 exons. Bases 166 to 2112 code for a protein of 648 amino acids. Gene Ontology annotation, molecular function: serine-type endopeptidase inhibitor activity. NCBI's taxonomy places the organism in Eukaryota, Metazoa, Arthropoda, Insecta, Diptera, Tephritidae.
UGUUCUUCAUUCGUCGUUUGGCAUUCGUUUGGUUAACAAGACCGCCAGAAAUCGGUCGUAAACUUUGGUAAGAGACACACACAGGCACCCACACACAUACAUAUAUACACGGCCAGGUGAGCUUUCGACUAUAUUAGAGGGAGUGGAGUUUUAGAAAGUGGCACAAUGAAUAUGCAGAUAAAAAUUGUGUUGCUAUUCGGUCUGUGCUACACACUAGCCGUGGCAUUACCCACACAAACCGGUGAAGGAGAUGCAACUGCUGCAGCUCAGCCACCACUGCCGCGCUUCGCAAGCGCCGUCUCGCAGAAGAUCGCUUUGAAUAUGCUUAAAUUCAACGUUGAUAUCGAUUCCAAUCAAGUUUAUUCACCUCUGGGCAUCAGUUCCAUACUCGGCGUGUUGGCGGAGGGUGCGGCAGGCGAUACGUACGAUGAGUUUAGCAAGACACUUGGCUUCCCCGCUGAACGUGCCGAUUUGCGUACCUCCUUCCAACGCAUACUAUCGCGCUAUCAAAAUCAUGAAUAUUCCACGGCGCCUUCAUUCCAAACCUGGUUGUACAUCUACCGCAACAACACGGCGCGCGAUGAGUUCAAACAGCUGGUGCGUGACAACUACUUUGUCAUGGUGAAAGAUAUCAAUUGCGACGAGUAUGACUGGAAUGAGCCAAACACAUCGUUGGAUGUGGAGACCAGUUCAGUGAGCAACAGCAAAGAUGUGGUUGGCUUUGAGACCUUGAAGCGCUUAAGAGCCGAUGCUGAUUUGGCUGCUGCAGCUGCCACAGAGACGCAAUCGACUGAUACUUACGGCGAAGAGGUGGUUGAUAAGGUGCCAUCGAAAUUCGAUCGUGUGGUUGACGACAAACAAUAUGUGGGGAAACCAGCGAUAUUGGAGGAGUUCAAAAAGGUGGAUGAAGGUGUAAAAACAGCUGAAGAGCAACCGAAAGAAGUAGGUGAAGGCGCAGAGAGCACAACGACACUUGAUGAAGUUCGUGAACAAUUGAAAGAGACAGAAGCCUCAAAUUUGGCGAGUAUACCCAAACAUGAAGACGAGUUGAUUGGUAAAGAAGUUAGUAAGCGUGAAGAAGACUUGAACUUCGAGGACAAUGAGACUGUGCGUUCCGAGGAGAAAUUACAAAAACAUUACGACGACAACCAAGAUAGCGGUAUACCAAUACAGGAGGUGUUGGACUCCAAUGAGCCGGAGAAGGUUACACUGCCCCUACAGAAAUUAGAAAGCGCACUCGAUACGGCUAAUAAAAAUGCCGGUGAAAUAAUGAUUGCACUCGAAUCUCACAUAAGUUCAGUGCGCAGGGCACUAUCCGCACGUAGCCUUUUCCGUAAGGAAGAUAUCGCGCACGCUUUGAGCGCCAACUCCAUUACAGGACGCUCAGCCGGCGCGAAGACUAAAAUGCUGCUUUUCAACGGUCUCUACUUUGCUGGGCUCUGGGCGAAGCCGUUCACUAAAAUAAGCGCCGAUGAAGACAAUUUCUUCUUUAUGACAGCCGAAGAUGCAACAAAAGUGCCAAUGAUGCAGACGAAGGGCACAUUCCAUGUGGCUGAAUUGGAGCACUUGAAUGCGAAGGUGCUCUGUUUGCCGUAUGAGAACAAAAAAUUUGCCAUGAUGAUCGUGCUGCCCAAUGAAACCGAGGGACUUCGUUCACUGAUCGAGAAAUUACAAGCUGAAGAUCUUAAAAAAGCUAAAUCAUUAGCACAACAAAGAGAACUGCGCGUCACUUUGCCAAAAUUCCAAGUUGAUGAGACCUCACGCUCUGAGGCAAUGUUAAAGAGCAUCGGUUUGAAGAAACUUUUCGCACGCGAAGAGUCUGACCUCAGCUUGUUAUCCGCCGAUAAUGAUUUGCAUGUGGAUGAAGUGGUGCAGUUUGUGAGCGUACGCGUAGAUGAGAGUGGUAGCAGUGAGAACGCUCUCACUGCCUCUGAUACACAGGCGCGUACAUCUGGAGCGCCAGAACUUGAGUCAAUUGAAGUAAAUCGUCCCUUCUUGUAUUUCGUUAUGGACUGUGAGGAGGAGUUCGUGAUUGCUGCUGGCAAAAUUUAUACACCAGAGGUAAAGGAUGAGCUUCCAAUUUCUAUUGAAGUGGAAUUUGAGCAAUCUUAGGUUUAAGAAUUUUGGAAAUAGUAUAUAAAUUUCACAACUCACUAAUCCAAUAUACUCAUCACAAUAAAAGGCCAACCCAUUUUUAUAUAUUUUUCAAAAAAAAAUACCC